Messenger RNA from Ostreobium quekettii, 1311 nucleotides. Lineage: Eukaryota; Viridiplantae; Chlorophyta; Ulvophyceae; Bryopsidales; Ostreobiaceae. The record is from the annotation of a GenBank genome assembly.
AUGAAGACAUUGACCGGUCCCUGCAAGGGAACGACAGGAGUCCGCAGAAGUCUGGACCACCAAACAGCGUUCAGGUCGGGAGGUUCCUUCAGUCGCCGAGGGGACGAGGCGAUCAGCCGCGCAGGAGGGGCUCGCGGACCAAAGCGACCAAGGUGUGUUAUGCUUCGUUGUGCUGCCCUUCAACCCCGCUUUCUGUCAUCCAACGGUGCUUGGGUACCAGCAUUUGCGAAAGUCCACAUUCGACGACCUCGGACAACAUCAAUUGACGCCUCGCCACAGCAUCAGCUUGCAAUGUGUGCUGCCGCUGCAAGAACUGUGAAUCUGCUGGUGGUGACGUCCAAAGAUGCGCCUGAACUGGAGGUUCUGAAGGGCCUGCCGGACAAUGUCCACAUAAUGGCCACCGGGCGCACAAUGGAGGAGCUUGCCCACAUGGAGGGCCAAUGGGAUUCUGUGGAAGCCAUGCUGCUGUGUGGGCUGCUUAAAAACUUCACAACGAAAGACACACUGAAGGAACUCUUCUCAAAGGUGAAAAACCUGAAGUGGAUGCACGUGGCCACGGCGGGCGUAGACCACCUCCUGUUUCCGGAGCUCGUGGAGAGCGACGUCGCCCUGACCAACGCCCAGGGCGCCUACAGCCAUUCCCUGGCCGAGUACGCCAUCACGGCAUGCAACUGGUUCGCCAAGGACCUGCCGCGGAUGCGGGCGGCCCAGAAGGCCAAGAAGUGGGAUGUCUUCGACGUGGAGGAGCUGAGGGGCAGCACCAUGGGGGUGGUUGGCCUGGGGGACAUCGGCUCGGCGUGCGCACGGCUGGGAAGGGCCUUCAAGAUGAACGUGGUGGGACUCCGGAGGAACGUGCAGAUGUCGGAGGAGGAGCAACGAGAGGGGCUGGUGGACAAGAUUUACCCUCCUGAGGAACUGUGUUCGCUGAUGUCGACCUCCGAUUACGUCGUGGCCGCGCUACCGAUGACCCCCCACACGAACAAGUUCAUCAACAGGGAGGCCAUCCAGGCUAUGAAGCCCAAUGGCGUAUUCAUCAAUGUCGGUCGCGGAAAGACUGUGGAUGAACAGGCCCUUAUCGAAGCUCUCCAACAAAACGCCAUCCGAGGCGCGGGCUUGGACGUCUUUGAGACGGAGCCCCUGCCGGAAGACAGCCCGCUGUACACCCUGGACAACGUGUUGAUGUCCGCCCACUGCGCCGACAGGACGGCGAUGUUCCAGCACGACUCACUGGGGAUCUUCGUGGACAUCGCCAAGCAGUACGUUUCCACAGGCGAGCUAAGAAACGUCGUCGACAAGCGGAGUGGGUACUGA